AUGUCCGACACGGACUUCCUGCCCGCGUCGGCCUCGUCCUCCAAAUCGAGGAAACAAGCCCUCAAGGCCUCGUCCUCCUCCUCCUCCUCCGCCUCCAACAAACCAAACAAGAACGUCCCUACGUUCCUCCCCACCCAACCGAAUGCGUCCUCGGAUCUGAACGCCGUUCCUUCGGCGUCGGCGAUCGCUUCCGAUUCCAUCCUCGCCGAAUUCUCCGAGCGACUACCUCUAUACGACACCAAGGUCGCCCCCGUCAAAGUCAACAACGCUGGAUCGAAAAACACACGAGCGCAAGAAGCCGAUGCGGCCAUGGCCGUCGACUCCGAUCCCGAAGCGGAUCCGGAAGAAGACGAUUCCUCCGUACUGAUCGACCCUUCGUCCCUCUCCCUGCCUACCCCCGUCACUCGAACUCCCAUAUCCCAAAUCCCCGGAGCGGACGCCCUGUCCUUCCCUGCCGUUUCCCAUCAGACCAAAGCGGGUUUGACGCAGAGGAGGAAGAUCGGGAUCCCGCCGCAUCGCAUGACGCCCCUCAAAAGAGAUUGGAUCAAGAUUUAUACGCCUUUGGUCGAGGAGUGUGGGUUGCAGGUUAGGAUGAACGUUGGCAAGAAAUGCGUCGAGAUGAAGGUCAGUCCAAAGGCAACGGAGACUCCUCUCUGGUGGAGCCACGGCUGAUCAGCUUUCCACCCCCGUGCGCGCGCAGACCUCGAAACAUACCCCCUCCGCUUCUUCCCUCACCCGAGCCUCCGACUUCCUCUCCGCCUACGCCCUAGGUUUCGCAGUCGAAGAUGCGAUCGCUCUGCUCCGCCUCGAAGAGUUGUACGUCGAGUCAUUCGAGAUCAAGGACGUCAAGACCCUCCAUGGCGAUCAUCUGAGUCGUGCGAUCGGGCGUAUUGCUGGACACGAGGGCAAGACGAGGUUCGUGAUUGAGAAUGCGUCGAGGACCAGGGUCGUCUUGGCCGAUACGUAAGUUGGGCUUCUUCUACGCGGAGCAACGUACCAGAACGGUCCUCUGACCCCACUCCAUUCCUCACCGCGUGCGCUGUCCCAUAGUAAGAUUCACAUCCUCGGCACCUACUCCAACAUCAAGAUCGCGCGCGACGCCAUCUGCGCCUUGAUCCUCGGUUCGCCACCGGGCAAGAUCUAUGCCGGGUUGAGGAUCGUCGCCAGUCGAUCGAGGGAGAGGUUCUGA
This is a messenger RNA of Microbotryum saponariae, 1189 nucleotides long. Lineage: Eukaryota; Fungi; Basidiomycota; Microbotryomycetes; Microbotryales; Microbotryaceae. The record is from the annotation of a GenBank genome assembly.